UAGUUUGGUAAUCAUAAAUAACUAAUUAUUCAACUAUCUAAGCACUUUUUUUUUUCUGAUUUUUAAUUCGAUCUUCACCACCGUGAAACUUUACCCAAAUUUGAGAUUUUCAAUUAAAUAUAUUUUUCUAUUACUACUAUGUUUCAAAAUUUUGUUUUACAAAUAAACUUUAAUAUUUAUAUUUUUUAAAAAGAAGAGGGACAGGUGUCACACAAAGAGGUAGAUAUAAAUUGCACGUCGGGCACGCACCACUAAGUUACACAAACACUUGGGCUUCUAUAAUCAAGAACCCACUAACUUGAUUCUCCGAUCACCAAGAGCUUCUGAAUAGAUUUUUAAAAAAAAGGGUUAUAAGAUGGGUUCAGGCAAAGGUGAAGUCAACGUAUUUAACAAGCGAGAAGAUUUAUCAGUGUCACUGGCCAAGUACAUUGCUGAGCUUUCAGACAAGUUCACCAAAGAGAGGGGCGCUUUCACUAUUGUUUUGUCUGGUGGUGAUCUCUUUGAGUCUCUCGGUAAAUUAGUGGAAUCUCCGUAUAAAGAAUCUUUGGACUGGUCGAAAUGGUUUGUGUUCUGGUUGGAUGAGAGAGUGGUUCCCAAGAAUCAUCCUGAUAGCAAUUAUUUGCUUGCCUAUGACCAUUUCCUCUCCAAGGUUCCUAUUCUCCCUGGUAACGUUUACGCUAUUAAUGAUGCUCUCUCGGCUGAAGGUGCAGCCGAUGACUACGAGACAUGUAUAAAGCAUCUGGUUAAUGAUACUCCUAUAAUCACUCGAUCUGCAAUUACUGGCUUCCCAAAAUUUGAUCUUAUGUUAGUAGGUAUGGGCCCAGAUGGACAUGUGGCUUCUUUGUUUCCUGGACAUCCUCUUGUGCAAGAGAACGAAAGGUGGGUCACCUUUAUCAAAGACUCUCCAAAACCACCUCCGGAAAGGAUUACUUUUACAUUUCCAGUAAUCAACUCCUCUGCAAAUAUAGCACUUGUGAUAGUUGGGGAAGCUGCAGCGCACGCAGUGCAUGUUACCCUUGACGAUGUUGAAGAUUCUAAUGUUUUGCCUAUCCAGAUGGUAUCACCUGAAGGGGAGUUGACAUGGUUCUUAGACAGUGGAGCAGCUUCAAAACUGAAGAGGGCACCUGAUGUAGCCAAGUGAGUUGACCCUUGUAAUGAGUAAACUACCCAUCUUUGUGUUUUGUGUUGUAUUUGAGGAGUUUUAAUAAUACUGAUGGUGAUCAAUCAAGAAGAGAUGUAUGUGUGCCCAACUUUUUUUGCCAACUGAUGGUUUUGUAGCUUGCAACUUCUAGUUAUAUAAAUGAUCUGUUCAAUCUCUCUUA
This is a messenger RNA of Daucus carota subsp. sativus, 1322 nucleotides long. RefSeq names its product probable 6-phosphogluconolactonase 4, chloroplastic. The transcript has 3 exons. Gene Ontology annotation, molecular function: 6-phosphogluconolactonase activity. The coding region runs from base 356 to 1141 and encodes 261 amino acids. The record is from RefSeq and is a predicted model, not a curated record. Gene Ontology annotation, biological process: carbohydrate metabolic process; pentose-phosphate shunt. NCBI's taxonomy places the organism in Eukaryota, Viridiplantae, Streptophyta, Magnoliopsida, Apiales, Apiaceae.